Molecule: messenger RNA, 1470 nt
Organism: Cyclocybe aegerita
Lineage: Eukaryota; Fungi; Basidiomycota; Agaricomycetes; Agaricales; Hemipholiotaceae
Source: the annotation of a GenBank genome assembly
AUGUUCCGUGUCCCUCGUUUUCUCACAACCACCAUGUCGAGGAUUUCCUGCCAAAUUACGUGCAGCGGCCAGGUUUAUGCCCCAGGAAUAACCUACGCGUCGAAGAAAAAGACGGAAGAGCUACUCUUGAAAGAUGCUGAAGGGCACCACUGCUUCAUUAAUCCGACGGGAUUUCACAACCAUUUGAGCCACCAUCUGCUUGUGGCUUAUGACCUCGGCGCGCCAGAGGGGCACUUGCAGAAGAUAUACGACAACGAGGCGAAAGACCAGCGACCGCGUAUUCUGGAGGAGAAAGACAGAAGCAUUGUCGUGGACAAGGAUAAUUGGAUUCAGUAUCUGGGAAACCACAAUGCUUACAAUUCUUUUGUCGAUUUCUUCUCAGAAGAGAUAAAGGCCUUGGGAGUCACUGGGACGCUUGAGAAAUAUGUCUUCGAAGAAGAGGUGAACAAGAAAGGAGUCGACAUGCUGACUCGCGUCGUCAGUGGGGCCCUGCAUCCAUUCAUUCAAAUUGGUUAUGGAGCAGAGUUCGGGAAUGAUACUCUCAUUGCCACUGGUAUCGCACAAGUCGCUGUACACACGCCGUUAAAUGGAACCAUUUUCUACGGCAACAUUGAUACUUCGCGCCCUUCCGAAAUCAUCAGCCUUCUCGAACUCCUUAGGCGCGUCUACGACUCGGACAUACUCGCACCUCCCUUGCCUUACGACCCGAAUGCCUUGAUCAGUGCACGUAUUCGUGGUGCCCUCGCGGAUGGCCGGGCUGAAGAGAUUGUUCGACUGUGCGCUCUGUACCACAUCAGCGACGCCAUUACAGAUCCAGAGAUCAACGCCAAAGUUGAAGAAAUCAUCUGGACGACUGUCCUCCUGAUGUCCGCGACCGGGCGCCCGGAGCAGAACCCCCGCCUGGACUUCUUCCUCAUGCACCUAGUCACGUCUUCGUUGUUCGUGCGCCCGUUGGCGGGUGUGCUCAGCAAGCCAAAGCACAAGGCUGCCCUCCUGCGCACGUACAUCCCUGUCAUCAUCCUGAUCACGCUAUCGCGAGGGCGGCCCAGGAUCGACCCCACGCUUGUCAUGUCAUACACCGACGUCCCGCGACCGCCAGUGCCUCUCCAUGAACCGUCCUCAAGCGCCCUCGGAAACCCGGGGAGCGACGUCUACUACAAUCCCUGGCCAGCCGUGGAGGAGGGUGUGCGGUACCACCCGGACUCGCAUGUCCUGAAGGCAAUGCGCACGCUCAUACAUGGCACGAAGAUGUACGGAACCACUGCGCCUGGAGGGGUGCCUGGGGCCUUCAGAUCGGCAGACGGAAAGGAGACACAUAAGAAUAUGGCUGCGGUGGAUGGGACCCUGUUCGUGCGUGCUGCUGGAGUUAUGAUGGAUUAUAUGGGAUGGGUGGGGGUUGGUCAGGAUCCGGGCGAGUGGGAUCGCAGUGCGCUUGGAUGGGAUGCGGCUUGGGAAGCGAAAGACGAAUAA